Arvicola amphibius (Eurasian water vole) is the source of this 762-nucleotide messenger RNA. Its product is annotated as dixin-like. Lineage: Eukaryota; Metazoa; Chordata; Mammalia; Rodentia; Cricetidae. The coding region runs from base 1 to 762 and encodes 253 amino acids. Gene Ontology annotation, cellular component: cytosol. Gene Ontology annotation, molecular function: protein binding. The transcript is spliced from 5 exons. Gene Ontology annotation, biological process: canonical Wnt signaling pathway. The record is from RefSeq and is a predicted model, not a curated record.
AUGUGUUACUGUUUUGUUUCCCCUCUCCUAACAGCAGGAGAAAAACUGAGUGGCGUACAGUUGAGUCCCAGUAACCAACAAGAGAUGAAGGAUAAUGUGGAGAGAUUGCUACAGUCUGUAGCUUCCAAAAAGAUUCGCAUGCAUCAGACUUCAGCUAAAGAUAUUGUGGAAGGAAACCUGAAGUCCAUCAUGAGGCUGGUCCUCGCCUUGGCAGCUCAUUUUAAACCUGGCUCGAGCAGGACGGUGAGCCAGGGGUGCGACUCCAGAGUCCCUGCACAGAGUCAACAAUCACACUGUGCUAAGGCUGUGGCCCAAGGAGCAGCUGCCGCUCUGGCUGAUGUGUGCCGUGAUGUGUCUCGGUCAGGACAGGAUGUCUUCUGGUAUAGACAGAGGAAUAGCACCAUGGAUGAGGAAAUUGAGAACCCAUACUGGAGCGUUCGAGCACUUGUGCAGCAAUACGAAGGACAGCAGCGGUCCCCAUCUGAGUCUAGCUGUUGCAGCUCCCCACAAACUGGUGUGUGUGUGGAGCUUACUGCUAGAGGGCUUGUCUUGCUGGAGGCCCUGGGUUCAGACCCUAGUGUUGAAAAACAAAGAGCACCUAACCUCUUUUGCUUCCCUCAGUUUAUCUUUGGCAUUCAAGGACUAGCUCUCAGCACAGCCUGUGAAAAUCUAUUGUAUCCUGGAAAGCUCCUGGAAUCCAGUGAUGCCACCAGUGAUGUUGCAAUACCAGCUGCCCUUAGGCCAUUCCUUCAGUGCCUGUAG